GGCAGCUAAUUUCAAACCAAACAGGAAGUCGAACAGAUGUCUAGGACCCCUUUUUAAAAAUAAGUCAAAAACUGGAUAAAUAUUUACAUUUUAUUGAUUCAUUCGCACAAUGAAAAUCUGCUUUUUUGUAAAGUAGUCGCUGUUUAACAUAUAGUUGUUGUUAGUUUGGGACGUAGUUUUUGCCUGUCGCCUGUCAGAUUCAGUCUGGCAUUGGCUGAACUGGGGUGAGAUGGCAGACGAGGCUCUGUUUCAGUUUUUGCACAGUGAAAUUAUUCAGUAUAUCAACAGUGUAGAAUCUGGAGAAUCGGAAAAUGGUCGAUGUGUUUCUAAACUUGAGAACAUGGGGUUUCGUGUGGGACAAGGACUUAUUGAAAGGUUUACCAAAGACACGCCGCGUUUCAAAGAUGAACUUGAUGUCAUGAAGUUUAUCUGCAAAGAUUUUUGGACCAGUGUUUUUAAGAAGCAGAUUGACAACCUGAGAACCAACCAUCAGGGUAUUUAUGUGCUACAAGAUAACAAGUUCCGCCUGCUGACCCAACUGUCUGCAGGCAAACAGUAUCUAGACCAUGCACCUAAGUUUUUGGCCUUUACCUGUGGCCUGGUCCGAGGAGCACUUUCAAAUCUUGGUGUGAAAAGUAUUGUGACGGCAGAAGUGUCUGUCAUGCCAGCCUGUAAAUUUCAGGUGAUGAUCCAGAAGAUGUGACUGACUACACAAGAGCAUAUUGUUCAUAACAUUUAAAUCUGUUUUAAUGCCUUUCACAUUUUAUUGCUAAUGACACUGAUUAUUUUUUAUUUCCAGUCACUACUGGCAUUUCAAAGUGUUUUGACAUGUAGAAGACAAGCCUCAUUGUAUUGUAUUUUUUUGUUAGUAUUUUGACAUUCGCUGUUGAUACUUACUGUAUUUUGCACUGAUAGCAUUAAAAGCUGAAAUCCUG
Molecule: messenger RNA, 935 nt
Organism: Paramisgurnus dabryanus
Lineage: Eukaryota; Metazoa; Chordata; Actinopteri; Cypriniformes; Cobitidae
Gene: trappc6b
Product: trafficking protein particle complex subunit 6B
Biological process (GO): regulation of GTPase activity; endoplasmic reticulum to Golgi vesicle-mediated transport
Cellular component (GO): TRAPP complex; cis-Golgi network; trans-Golgi network
Source: RefSeq, a predicted model, not a curated record